UCGCACUAUCCAAACAAGGCCGGCAUUCCUCAGCUAAUGAGUUCAUUUACAGUAAAGGGCAGAGGUGAGACAAGACAAGGCCGGCAAUGAUGAAGGGGGUCGUUAUCCUGUGCGGAGCUGCAGUGACGGUGCUGCUUGCGCUCUAUUUGCGCUUCUCCUGCUUCUCGGAACCUCUCAGCCUCAAUGACAGACAGGGUUCCGCUGUGAGAGCUCAGGCCGCCGGGUUGGAGAGGGAAAUGGUGGAGAGACACGGACACAUGCUCAUGUUCCUCACUUCAUUACUGGGGGGCUCGGGGGCUGAUGGGAUCGCCCCGGGGAGUGGAGGGCGGCUGGUGCCCCUGGAGGUAAUGGGACAGGCAGGGGCUUUGGACUGCGAGGAGCUCACUUAUGUCACUGGCCUCCAGUAUGUGGGCUCCGGAUUCACUAAACUGGUCCAGAGGGGAACUCUGCGCAACGGGAAGGAGAUCGCACUGAAAUCUGUGCACAACCAGGGCAACGAUGUGACUCGCUGCGUCCGGCGCUACGGCGACCCCACUGGCUGCCGCACACUCGCUACCUACAAACUGCACAAAGAGGUCACUCUGCUCCGGACCUUGCGCCACCCGGGCAUCAUUACGUUGCAUGGGCAUUGCUACGAGAACAGCAUGGCUCCCGACUUUAGGGUCACAGCUAUGCUGGAACUGGGAUCUCCCCUAGAGAUGAUUCAGCUUCUGCAGACCCCCUGGGAGAAGAGAUUUAAAAUCUGCCUAGAACUGGUGAAUUUGCUGCAUUAUUUAGCCAACUCUCCCAUGGGAUCUAUUUCCCUCCUGGAUUUUCAACCAAGGCAGUUUGUCCUGGUAGAUGAAAGCCUGAAAGUGACAGAUAUAGAUGAUGCCACAAUGGAGGAGAUUGAAUGCAAAACUGACAAGGACUGUACUCUUGAUUUUCCAUCCAGAACAUUUGCUCUCAAGUGCUCCAGUACUGGGAGAUGCACUGGCGUCAAUGAAAAAAGGAACCUCUUCAAUGCGUACAGGUUUUUCUUCACGUAUCUGCUACCACACGCAGCGCCUCCUGCCUUACAGCCUCUUCUCUUGGACAUUAUGAAUGCCACAGGUGACUUGCGCUAUGGCAUUAAUGAGACCCUGGAAGCGUUUCAGAAUGUUUUGAAGCUGUACAAAUCAGGAAUUACCUAUCGGAGGCGACUGCUGUAUUUGAAAGACUACAUGCUGAUAGAAGGAUACAAACUAAAUGAAACCAGUGAUGACUACAGAUGUUGGCCCUCCUACAAUCACAGAGGGUGUGUGCUGUCUGUGCACAAUUCUGAAGAGGCUGCCGAGUUCUGCAGCAAGAACACAAACUGUCACCACUUUGUCAUUGGUCAUCAAAGAACCUGGACAGGCCGCCUGAUAGCAACAUUCACCAGUAGUGUCCACAAACUUAUCCCUGAUGUGAAUUCCCGUGUUUACAUGAAAAGACCAAGUGACCUCAAAAAGUGAUGCAGAUGGGAAGAUGCUGAAGAGCCAAACUGGUUUAUGUGACGCACUGAAGUAAUCACCCUUAUUGCCAGCUUGUUGCCCUUCCUAAGGAUUUCGUAGGACUGUGCAAGUGUCACAAGCUCGGCAUCUUUAUAACUUGUAGGAUCUACAUUGGGCACUUAGGCUUGAAAGCAAGUUCUCAAGACUCCUGUUAUAUAAACAGAAGUGCUACAAAAUCCUUGAAGUAGAGAAAUAGAGAAAACCACACUAUACUCAGUACUGCACUUCAGUGGGAAAGUCAAACAUGUGGUGACGCUUGCCCAGUACUGCUUCUCAGAAAGGUAUAGCCAUAGGGAAGCAGACUGCAGAUAAAUUGCACUGGUGCAUUAAAUAGCUGUAACAGUUAAUGACCUACACAGACCUCAAAAUAAAGUCAUUAGACUUUUACAUCCAUUCAUAUUCAUAGAGAAAGAAAAGUAUGGUCCAAACAUAUUUCAAAGAUAAUGCUGCAUCUGUUGAUACAUGGGUGCAUUGUGUUGUUUUUUUUUUUUUUUUUUGCCUUAUAGGUGGGAAAUGUUCUUUCAGUGAAAGAGAUUUUUAAUGUUUUUAAUUCUGGUGUAAAAUAUAGCAAUAAAUUAUUUUUGGUAA
Xenopus laevis (African clawed frog) is the source of this 2102-nucleotide messenger RNA. It is a transcript of the gene pkdcc.L, whose product is annotated as protein kinase domain containing, cytoplasmic homolog, gene 1 L homeolog. The transcript is spliced from 7 exons. Bases 87 to 1475 code for a protein of 462 amino acids. Lineage: Eukaryota; Metazoa; Chordata; Amphibia; Anura; Pipidae. The record is from RefSeq and is a predicted model, not a curated record. Gene Ontology annotation, cellular component: extracellular region. Gene Ontology annotation, biological process: skeletal system development. Gene Ontology annotation, molecular function: ATP binding; non-membrane spanning protein tyrosine kinase activity.